CCAGACCUGCAGCAGCCAAUCAGAUCCCUCCUUCAUGUGUCUCCAGGGUAACAGAAGUACGAGGCUUCACUGACUCCCAGAAAGAGGAGUACUUCAGGAGGAGAUUCAGUGAUGAAGAUCUGUCCAGCAGAGUCUUCUCCCAUAUCAAGACCUCCAAGAGUCUCUUCAUCAUGUGUGAAAUUCCAGUCUUCUGCUGGAUCACUGCUGUGGUUCUAGAGCACAUGAUGGCCACAGAAAAGAUAGGAGACCUUCCCACCACCAUGACUGACUUGUAUUCACACUUCCUGAUGGUCCAGACAAAGAGGAAGAAGAACAAAUACCAUCAAGAACAGGAGCUGACAGAGGCUGACAUGGACGUUCUCCUGAAGCUGGGGAGGCUGGCCUUUGAACAUCUGGAGAAAGGAAACAUCAUGUUCUACCAAGAAGACCUGGAGCAGUGUGGUCUGGAUGUCACAGAGGCCUCGGUGUACUCUGGAGUUUGUACUAAAAUCUUCAGAAGAGAAUGUGAGAUCUUCCAGAAAGCAGUUUACUGCUUUGUUCAUCUGAGUGUUCAGGAGUUUCUGGCUGCAGUUUACAUGAUGCACUGUUACAACAACAAAACAGUGAUGAAGAAGAACUUCUUUGAGGACCAAAUAACCACUUUACCUCUGGAUGAAUUUCUUCAUAGAGUUAUGACGACGUCCGUUCGGAGUAAAACAGGCCACCUUGAUCUUUUUGUCCGUUUUCUUCAUGGCCUCUCUGUAGAGUCCAACCAGAGGCUCCUAGGAAACCUACUGGGGUGGACCGAGAACAGUCCAGAAACCAUACAGAAGGCUAUCAACAACCUGAAAAAGAUGAACAGUGAAAACAUGUGCCUUGACAGAACCAUCAACCUUUUCCACUGUCUGACCGAAAUGAGGGACCUCACGGUUCAUCAGGAGAUCCAGGAGUUCCUCAAGUCUGAAAAUAGAUCAAAGAAACAGCUCUCAGUGAUCCACUGCACAGCUCUGGCCUACAUGCUGCAGAUGUCUGAAGAUGUUCUGGAUGAGUUGGAUGUGAAGCAUUACAACACAAUUGAAGAGGGUGGAUGGAGACUUAUUGCAGCUGUGAGCAACUGCAAAAGGUUUCGGUUAAGUGGGUUGAUGAAGUCUUCUGAAGAGGAUCCCAACAGACUUUCUGCUCGAGAACUCUCAGAGACAGAUUGUGAAGUUGUGGCCUUAGCACUGAAGUCGAGCCCCUCCCAUCUGACAGAACUGGACCUGAGCUGGAACAAGAUCCAGGAGAUAGCAGCAAACGCUCUGAGUGUUGGACUGAAGAGUCCAAACUGCAAGCUGGAGACUCUCAGGUUGAAAGGCUGCAGUUUGUCAGAGACCAGUUGUGCUGUUCUGGGAACUGCACUGAAGUCCAACCCGUCCCGUCUGACAGAACUGGACCUGAGCUACAACAUGGUCCAGGAUUCAGGACUGAAGCAGUUAUGUGGUGUUCUGGAAAGUCCAGACUGCAAACUGAGGACUCUGAGGUUGAUGGACUGUCGGCUGUCUGAUAUCAGUUGUGAAGUUCUGGUCCUGGCUCUCAAGUCCAACCCGUCCCAUCUGACAGAACUGGACUUGGGCAUGAACAAGCUGCAGGAUUCAGGAGUGGAGUCUCUGUGUGGUUUUCUUAGGAGUCCAGACUGCAGACUGAAGACUCUGGGGUUAAAGAGCUGCAGUUUGUCAGAGAUCAGCUGUGAUCUUCUGGUCUCAGCUCUAGAGUCCAACCCGUCCUAUCUGACAGAACUGGACCUGGUAUACAACUACCUGCAGGAUUCUGAUGUUCAGCAGCUCUCUGCUCUGAAGAAGAGUCCAGACUGUAAACUGGAGACUGUGAGAUGGAAGCCGUCUCUGCAAAAAGCAGAAGGUGUUGAGGAUCUGUCUGUCUGGAUGGAGCUAGGCUAGCAGCAGUUGGUCUGCAGAGAUGUUCUGAGGAGAAGGCGACUGUCAGAGUUACAGACAGCUCCACUGUUGAUCUACACUGUAAACUUCACAUGAGAGACACUGUAAACUUAGAAAGCACCGCUGUCCUGCUUGUUUUACAUGUUGGAGUGAUUCAUCUCCAGAGUUCUGGUGGUUUGGUUUGAGUUUGUGUAGCAGAGAAACACAUAAAACCUUCUGGUUCUGGAGGACCAGGAUUGAAUAAUUGAUAGAGAUAUACUGCACUGCAAAAAAAAAAAAAA
Oryzias melastigma (Indian medaka) is the source of this 2191-nucleotide messenger RNA. Its product is annotated as NACHT, LRR and PYD domains-containing protein 12. Lineage: Eukaryota; Metazoa; Chordata; Actinopteri; Beloniformes; Adrianichthyidae. Gene Ontology annotation, molecular function: protein binding. The transcript is spliced from 7 exons. Bases 171 to 1913 code for a protein of 580 amino acids. The record is from RefSeq and is a predicted model, not a curated record.